GCAGAAAUGGGCAGGAAAAACCUUUUGGAAAACAACCGGGCGAAAGAUGGUAUUUCGGGGUGGGAGGUGACGGCGGCUGGCGGGGACGGCUUCUGUUGCGAGGACGAGAUAUCAGGAUGUAAGGACAUCUGCGAAUGUACGUCCGUCAAAGGGAGUUGCGGCUACUGGUGCACGAGUCAUGACCCGUGCGAAAAGCGACAGCUGGUAGACUUGCUGGAUAAGGGUAUUAGCGACACUAAACUGGACGGGAAGAAGCCUCCUAUUACCGUCAGAGACUGGUACUGUUCCCGGGGGGACUGCGGAUGCGAGUACUGGGUGAAGGUGCGGUUGUUGGGGGAGGACCGGGAGACGGAGUUGGAUGCCUGGGAGUUUAAGGACACUCUCGAGGAGGGCGCUGAUUGGAAGAAGUCGAGGCACGUGUUUAAGGGGUACCCGGAUGGAGUUCGGUUUGUGGAGUUCAGCCACGGGGGUAAUGACUCUCAUAACAGGGAGGGGCAUUAUGGAGUCAAGAUGACGAACUCGGCGGUCUUCGUCGGCAAGAAGAGGAGUAACAAGAAGAAAAGGGUAAGAGGGACUCGCACUCGCUUAGAUAUUCACUGA
This is a messenger RNA of Mya arenaria, 600 nucleotides long. Its product is annotated as F-box only protein 6-like. Gene Ontology annotation, molecular function: ubiquitin protein ligase activity. The transcript is spliced from 5 exons. Lineage: Eukaryota; Metazoa; Mollusca; Bivalvia; Myida; Myidae. The record is from RefSeq and is a predicted model, not a curated record. Gene Ontology annotation, biological process: SCF-dependent proteasomal ubiquitin-dependent protein catabolic process; glycoprotein catabolic process. Bases 7 to 600 code for a protein of 197 amino acids. Gene Ontology annotation, cellular component: cytoplasm; SCF ubiquitin ligase complex.